This is a messenger RNA of Hypanus sabinus (Atlantic stingray), 2933 nucleotides long. RefSeq lists its product as uncharacterized. The transcript is spliced from 2 exons. Bases 430 to 2334 code for a protein of 634 amino acids. NCBI's taxonomy places the organism in Eukaryota, Metazoa, Chordata, Chondrichthyes, Myliobatiformes, Dasyatidae. The record is from RefSeq and is a predicted model, not a curated record.
CUGUCUUUACGACAGUUAUUUAGUUUAUAAUAUUUUCGCUUAGUAAUUCAUUCAAUAGUAUUUUCUAGUUAGAAUUAGAAGUGUUUAAAGUGUAUUCAUUGCAUGUAAAAUAUAUCGGCAUGCGAUGACGUCACAUCCGGUUUCGCCGCGUCUUGUGGGAAAACACCGGUUUGAAAUUAGCGCGAGGGUGGGGGCUUUCCACGAGGCUCACCUGAGCACAAGCAGUUUUGCAGGCAUGAGAAAUCACAGUGAGAGCAACGCUUUUUCACCAUAUGUUAAUGUGAAGAGUGAACAGUAAAUGGUUAAUCUUACUGCGAUCUGGUUCUUAUUAACUGUGGUUUAUCCGGACGUUAAAUUCGGCGUUUCGUUACACCCGAAGGAGAACGUGACAGUGAAAAAGCGGCAUUAUCAGGUGUUUCAAGUGCUGCAAUGUCAGCUCAAUCCAGCAUCAAGUCGACGCCGCCCAGCGACAAGGGCAGUAAACCGACAUCAAGUAAGCCCACCCGGGCGUUAUCAGGUGUUCCAAGUGCUGCAAUGUCAGCUCGAUCCGGGAUCAAGUCGAUGGCGCCCAGCGACAAGGGCAGUAGAACGACAUCAAGUAAGUCCGCACAGGCAAGAGCCAAGGCAGAAGCCGCCAAGGUGCGACUGCAUUACGCCAAACAAGAAGCAGUUUUGAAAAUGAAACUGGCCACCAGAGAAGCCGAAAAGGCUGCCAGAGAAGCCGAAAGGGCCGCCAGAAAGGCAGAAGCCGCCAAGGUGCUACUGCGUUACGCCAGACAAGAAGCAGUUUUGAAAAUGAAACUGGCCACCAGAGAAGCCGAAAUCCAGAAAGAAGAGGCUGCCAGAGAAGCCGAAAUCCAGAAAGAAAGGGCCGCCAGACAAAGAGAAGAGGCUGCCAGAGAAGCCGAAAUCCAGAAAGAAAGGGCCGCCAGACAAAGAGAAGAGGCUGCCAGAGAAGCCGAAAUCCAAAGAGAAGAGGCUGCCAGAGAAGCCGAAAUCCAGAAAGAAAGGGCUGCCAGAGAAGCCGAAAUCCAGAAAGAAAGGGCCGCCAGAGAAGCCGAAACCCAGUUGGAAAUGGCAAAAAUAUCGACAGAGUUGCAAGUGCUGCAGCUAGAAAGAGAAGAAGCUGCUGCCAUGGCGGAAGCAAAGUACAUAGAAGAAGCUGAAGGGUCGCGUGAUCUUACCGCAGCAAGAUCUACUUUAGAAAGGACCAGACUGGAACGCACAAGCGACUAUGUACAAUCUCAAAUAGACAGGCAGGCUCGUCUCCCCUCUCCAUACGUAUUCGAUAACUUCCCCAGCUACGAGGAACCUCAGAGAGUCACGAUUGCAUCACAUCCAUACGAGGAAGGAAAUUUACCCUCACGGCUCCGUGAUGAAGUCAAGAAUGAAAGAACCGACAACGCUCCUUCACCCCCACAACAGGACGGCGGGGAGGGAGAGGUUCACUCCAGGACAACAAUUGUCAGCUCGAACUGUACAGAAGUUUGCGGUCAAACUCAGUCAAGCCGUUCUUGUUCCGAGAUCUGCCUCACUGAGGUGUACCCUAAAGAAGCACAACAAGACAUUACCAAGCGUAAAGUAACCGACGAGACGCUAGGUCAGUCAGUUUUCGUUCAAACCGAGCACGGAAACAAACUUGCACAAUCAGCUCAAGAUACCAUUUCUUUAAAACCCAAAGACACCAAGGUCUUCAGAGAUGAAGCAAAUAAUGGGGUUGCCCCAUUGCCAAUCAGAGAACCACGCCAGCGCUCACCAGAUAACAAAGAGCAGGCAGUCAAACGGUUCACGUCCUUACGGAAAACUCGGAAAAGGAAACCUGAGAUGCAGCAACGCACCCGAUUGGCCCACGAGGUACUGUGCACCCUAAUGGCAGAGGUCACAGCCAUUAUAAACGCACAAUCAUUCCUACCUGUGUCUUCUGACCCAGAAAACCCCUUUAUACUUUCGCCAUCAACGCUCCUUACGCAGAAGGCAGGAGCACCUCCUCCACCAGGAGACUUCUCAGACAAGGAUUUGUACACAAAGCAAUGGAGACAAGUCCAGGCUCUGGCAAAUCAGUUCUGGCCUCGCUGGAGACAAAAAUAUCUACCUUUGUUGCAACAGAGACAGAAGUGGACAGAACCCCGCAGGAAUCUUCAAGUUGGAGACUUAGUCCUGCUCAGGGACAAGCAAGCCGCUCGCAACAGCUGGCCAACGGCCAGAAUCACUGUUACAUUCCCUAGCGGGGAUGGACAUGUCAGGAAGAUCGAAUUGAAGACUACCGACCAAGGCGAUGUGAAACUUUACCAAAGGCCAGUUACAGAAGUUAUUCUACUUCUACCCAAUGACUGAUUAAGAGACUAAGUUUUGUACUCUGCUCAUUGUGACCUUACGAAGGUCAAGCGGGGAGUGUGCUGUCUUUACGACAGUUAUUUAGUUUAUAAUAUUUUCGCUUAGUAAUUCAUUCAAUAGUAUUUUCUAGUUAGAAUUAGAAGUGUUUAAAGUGUAUUCAUUGCAUGUAAAAUAUAUCGGCAUGCGAUGACGUCACAUCCGGUUUCGCCGCGUCUUGUGGGAAAACACCGGUUUGAAAUUAGCGCGAGGGUGGGGGCUUUCCACGAGGCUCACCUGAGCACAAGCAGUUUUGCAGGCAUGAGAAAUCACAGUGAGAGCAACGCUGUAAGUUAAUAGAUAAUCGAUAUAUUGAACUAAGAUAUUAAUGCUGAUCCUGUUAGAGGUAACGUCGGUAGAUAAUGUUUAUGCUUUCGUUAGUUAAAGAGUCGCGGAUAGUUUGCAUGGAAGUGUAUUUAAAGUAGUCAAUGGAGCAGGUAAACUCUCCCUGUAUACUGCACCUUAGUGUAAUGUAGUUAUAGUCACCUUUGCAAGUAUUUACACUUGAAAUGUGAUAUUAAGGAAGGAACAAAUACUGUAUCAAUCUUGUAUUGUUUUAUCAA